Messenger RNA from Arachis stenosperma, 468 nucleotides. RefSeq names its product probable aldo-keto reductase 1. The coding region runs from base 1 to 468 and encodes 155 amino acids. The transcript is spliced from 5 exons. Lineage: Eukaryota; Viridiplantae; Streptophyta; Magnoliopsida; Fabales; Fabaceae. The record is from RefSeq and is a predicted model, not a curated record. Gene Ontology annotation, cellular component: cytoplasm.
AUGCCUUUUGUUACUGCUGAGGACCAGAAAACUGCCAUGGCCAAGGCUUCUAAGGCAUGUGCCUUUCUCAGGAGAUGUCAUUCACUAACACUGGGUUCCAUGUUGGAGGAGAUUGCUGCUCUUCUUCCUGGCCAUGAAUUUGUUUUUAUUUUGUUGUCAAACAUGGCUUAUGCAGAUGACGAUGAAUCUCUUGUUGAAGCUGAGUAUAGGAAACUUGGUAGUGGAAUUGUGUUUUAUAGCCCUCUUGGUCGUGGCUUUUUUGGUGGAAAGGGAGUUGUCGAAACUUUACCUUCUGUUAGCUCCUUGAGUGCUCAUCCUUGGUACCAAGCAGAGAACAUAGAGAAGAACAAGAGGAUAUAUAAGAGAAUAGAAAGCUUUGUAAAGAAGUAUGAGUGCACCACUCCUCAGUUGGCAUUAGCAUGGGUACUCCAACAAGGCAAUGAUAUUGUGCCUAUUCCUGUAAACUGA